Eruca vesicaria subsp. sativa (arugula) is the source of this 1772-nucleotide messenger RNA. The record is from the annotation of a GenBank genome assembly. NCBI's taxonomy places the organism in Eukaryota, Viridiplantae, Streptophyta, Magnoliopsida, Brassicales, Brassicaceae.
CUUACCUCAAACACCCACUGGAAAGAAUAUUUGAUGUUAUAUAUUAUGACCCUUUUUGAAAUGAUUAUUUUCAGAUCUGUGGAUCUUUUUAACACUAGAAGUAUGGUGAUGAGAUCUAAGGUUGAGAUUUGAGAAUAACAGCAAGAGAUAGAUGAUAAGCUCAUGAAAAGAAUCUGAAGAAAACUCAUUUUAUUUCUUUGCCGCCAUUGUUCUACAGUGAGCUUCGACAGUUGACACCUGUUAUCCAAAUUCAGCAAAGUCAUCACUGCAACAUACUCAGGCUUUUUUUUGGUCUAUCAUCAUAGCCUCUGCAACUGUCUAGCUUCAGACACCAAAGAAAGUGAGAGAGAGAGAGAAAGUAGUGAAUAGCUUAAUUAGAUCAUAGCUGUCUUGACCUGACACCAUUGUCUCACGCCGGUGGAUCCUUUGAGCUUUGAGCUAAACCGGAAAAGCAUGAGAGUAGCGUUUCAAUGGAGGUCGACGAGGACAUUGAGACACAAGAACAACAACAACAACAAACAAGCAGAAAGCUACAGAGAAUCUCCUCCGACAACAACAACGACAAAACCGGAAUGAGAGACUGGAACAACCCAUCUUCAAGAAUCAUUAGGGUUUCUCGAGCAUCCGGUGGCAAAGACCGACACAGCAAAGUCUUGACCUCGAAAGGGUUAAGAGACCGGAGAAUACGUCUCUCCGUCGCAACAGCAAUCCAGUUCUACGAUCUCCAAGACCGUCUUGGCUUCGACCAGCCGAGCAAAGCCGUGGAAUGGCUAAUCAACGCAGCUUCCGACUCAAUCUCCGAGCUACCUCCGAUCAACACAAGCUUCGACCAGGCGCUUUCGCUGUCUAAAUCCGCUUGCAGCAGCGGCACAUCUGAGAGCUCGUUGCUGUCUUUGUCGAGGACAGAGAGCCGUGGGAAGGCGCGAGAGAGAGCUAGAGAGAGAACAGCCAAAGAGAAAGACAAAGAUUUGCAAAGCUCCUUCACUCAGCUUCUAACCGGCGGGUUUGACGAACCAAACCGGAAUUGGAUCGGUGGUUCUUCUUCUGAUUGCUUUAACCCGGUUCAGCUAUUACCGAGCCCGUCCUCCUCCUCUCUACAUCCAUUCAACAACAGUAAUCAUCGUCAAGAGCCGUCGACGUUGAGUCAUCAUCAGAAUCAUUUCUCGUUUGUACCGGAUUACAACUUUGGAAUCUCUUCUUCUGAUUCUCCCGGAGCAGCCGCCGUUAACGGAGGCUGCUACACUAGUAGGGGGACCCUUCAGUCCAAUUCACACUCUCUCUUCCUCAACAACAACGUAAAUCAAAGACCCAUAUCUUUCAUGGCUACACCUCCUCCUCCUCUUGACCACCAGCUUCCGGCUACUUUCGACGGCCGGUUAUAUCUCUAUUACGGUGAAGGAAACCGGAGCUCUGACGAGAAAGGGAAGGAUGGGAGAUGAUAGUAAAGAAAAGCUUCGUUAAUUCUAUCUUGUGCAGGGGAAGGAAUUGACGAAAGACGAUGUAUGUGCAGCACCAACCUUAUCUUUUGAUCUCCCAUCUUUAUCAUAAGCCUGUGUUGUUGUUUGAUGAGAAAAUGUGUUAAUGUAAUGAAAAUGUUUUUUUUUUUUAAUUAUCUCAAAUAUAUGCAUCUUUCUGUUUUUUUUUUUUUCAUUUUUUUGUCGUGUAAUUUUCCUAAAACUGAGACCAACGUCUGUUUUUUUUUUUUUUUUGAAACUGACCAACGUCUGUCUAGUCAUCCUCUUCUGUUGACUACAUGGUAAGGAACAUCUAGG